AUGGUUCAAGAGACAGUUGAGCAGGUUGAGAUGCUUAAGAUGCGGCUUAGGGAAGCCCAUGACCGUCAGAAGAGUUAUGCAGAUAAGCGGCGUAAAGAUUUGGAGUUCCAGGUUGGCGACCUGGUAUACCUGAAAAUGAGGACAUUUCAGGGAGGAUCUAAGACUCGGAAGCUGAAGAAGCUUAAACCGAGAUAUAUGGGACCAUAUCCCAUUUUGGAGCGAAUUGGAGCAGUUGCUUACCGAUUGGAUUUAUCCGAAGAGAAAGUCGUGAGAGAACCAGAGCUCAUUUUGCAGCAGCCGCCCAGUGACCUUGGUAGGAAUUUGCGUGCGCCGUGUCAGCCAGUAGAGCUAUUGGAUCGCCAAGUGAAAGCAGAUGAUGGUAUGAUGACUAUGUUGGUCAAAGUUCGUUGGGAGAGAGAUGGUAUUCAGGAAGAAACUUGGGAGUCCGAGCCCCAGAUGAUGAUUGAUUAUCCGGAGCUUUUCCGGGUUGACAUUGGACAUGACAACUUAUGA
Messenger RNA from Brassica napus (rape), 513 nucleotides. RefSeq lists its product as uncharacterized. The record is from RefSeq and is a predicted model, not a curated record. NCBI's taxonomy places the organism in Eukaryota, Viridiplantae, Streptophyta, Magnoliopsida, Brassicales, Brassicaceae. The coding region runs from base 1 to 513 and encodes 170 amino acids. The transcript has 2 exons.